Messenger RNA from Armigeres subalbatus, 6048 nucleotides. It is a transcript of the gene yl, whose product is annotated as putative vitellogenin receptor. The coding region runs from base 372 to 5903 and encodes 1843 amino acids. The transcript has 6 exons. The record is from RefSeq and is a predicted model, not a curated record. Gene Ontology annotation, biological process: receptor-mediated endocytosis. Gene Ontology annotation, molecular function: protein binding; calcium ion binding; hormone binding. Gene Ontology annotation, cellular component: signaling receptor complex; plasma membrane; apical plasma membrane. NCBI's taxonomy places the organism in Eukaryota, Metazoa, Arthropoda, Insecta, Diptera, Culicidae.
CACCAGCUCGCAUCCAUUUUGCGGUCGCGUCGUUCGCCCUUCGCGCUUCCAAUUGUUUUACCGUUUGUGAACCAUUUAGUCGUUAAGUGUUAGUUUGCAUGAAUUCUAUUAAAAUCUUACCGAUAUUUGAUUUAUUACUUUAGUUGUGAUAGCCUCCAUGCUUUUGGAUUAAUAUCUCGAUCGCGGAGCGAUCUUUAGUUAGUUUGAUAUUUUCCAUUGUACAACGCCGCGAGUGUUGAAAAAUGUUUUGUGAAUUGUGACCUUGACUUGUAACGGUAUUUUUCUACGUUUUAUUCGAUUGAUUUCUAAUCUAUAACUUUGUUUAGAAAAGAUCGUUAACUCGAGGGGCAGUACUAUUAUUGGGCGCGAUCAUGCUACGAUCCAAUGCGAUCGUACUGCUGCUGAUCGUCGUUGGCAUCGUUAUCGACGUUGGAAGCGUGGAAGCCGCGAGCCGUAAGUCCUCGAGCGGUCGUGUGGCUAAAGCACCGGCAUGCGGUGAAAACGAAUACCGCUGCGAUAAUGGGGCUUGUAUUCCGGAUGUGAAUCACUGCAACGGCGUCAAGGACUGCACCGACGGGAGCGACGAGGUUGGGUGUGAUUACUUUCUCUGCAAGAAACCAAUGUGGUACCGCUGCAAGCACGACAACAGCUGCAUCAGUGCGUCGUUCCUGUGCGACAAGCACGACGACUGCCCCCGCGGAGACGACGAGGAAAACUGCGACAACUACGAAGUGCCGCACGUCCCGGUCCCGUGCAGCAAGUUCGAGUUCACCUGCUCGGACAAAAUGUGCAUCCCGCUGGACCUGGUGUGCGACGGUGUGUCCCAUUGCCUCGAUGGAUCGGACGAGACGAUCGGCUGCGCGAACAUCGAGAGCAAGUGCAAGGGGUUUCUGUGCAAGAACAAGCACUGCAUCAAGAGCCACGAUUGGGUGUGCGACGGAAUCGAUGAUUGUGGGGACGGAUCGGAUGAGGAGAAUUGUUUCGCUGGAUGUGAUCUGGAGCAUGGCAAGUUUGAGUGUGCGGACAACAACACGUGUUUGGAUCUGAAGCAGGUUUGCGAUGGGAAGGAUGAUUGCGGCGAUCAUAGCGAUGAGGGAGGAUCGUGCAACUCGAAAGAUUGCGAUACGAUGAGGUGUCCAGAGGGCUGUCAGGCUACGCCACACGGAGCGGUUUGUCUUUGUAAACCGGGUUUCAAAUACAACAGGAAGAAUAAGUUCUGCGAGGAUAUCAACGAGUGCGAACGCUACGGCCUGUGCUCGCAGGGUUGUGAGAACACGCCGGGAUCGUUCCGGUGCACGUGCGUCAACAAAUUUAAACUGAAGGACGAUUCAAGAACUUGCGAACUGGAUGAUUCCACGGAACCGCUUCUUCUGUACACAACACAAAAGUCCAUCGGGGGGCUCCAUUUGGAUACCAAGCAUCAAUACUACGUAAUGAAGGAUCUAUCGCAGGUCAUCGGUGUGAGCUACGAUGGUAAUCACGUCUACUGGACGGACAUCUCGUUUAAAACUGAAUCCAUCGAACGAUCGCUACAAGACGGCAGUAAACGGGAGCUGCUGCUUACCUCCGGUUUGGCUUCACCCGAAGAUCUGGAAGUGGAUUGGCUUACCGGAAACAUCUACUUCAGCGAUAGCGGUCACAUGAUGAUCGCCGUUUGCUCCAACAACGGAGUGCACUGCACCAUACUGAUCCAGGAUUCGCUGCAUAAGCCGAGGGGAAUCGCUCUGAUGCCUCAGAAUGGAACCCUGUUCUACUCGGAUUGGGGAGACGACGCCAUGAUCGGAACUGCCAACAUGGACGGCCGAAAUAAAAAGGUGUUAAUCGAUCAGGAUGUCCACUGGCCGAAUGGGCUGAGUCUGGAUUGGCCCAACGGACGCCUCUACUGGGUGGAUGCCAAGCUGAAGAAGAUCGAGAGUAUCAAAGUGGACGGAACUAACCGGGUAACGGUGUUGGCCGAUGUACUGAAGCAUCCCUUCUCGAUCUCCGUGUUCAACGAUCGUCUCUACUGGUCCGAUUGGGACACGAAGAGUAUCCAGUCGUGUGAAAAGUUUAAUGGAAAAGAUCGUAAGAUCGACGUUCAUGAUCGACAAAUUUUCGACGUCCACAUCUAUCAUUCGAGUAUGCAACCAAAGGGAGAUCAUGCUUGCUUGGGAACCUUCUGCUCUCACCUCUGCCUUCUGACAGCAAACGACAGCUACAGCUGCGCCUGUCCCUACGGUAUGAGCUUGAAAGCGGACAUGCAUUCCUGUCGUGAAACGGUAAAACGUCAGUAUCUGUUACUGGGAAUCUCCAACUACCUGGUCAAGCUGGAAACUCAAACCUUCGGUCGCCACGAAUCUUCCCAAGCCGAUGCCUAUCAAAUCUUCUUCCACAGAAUGGCAUUUAACUCGAUCACAGGGGAAAUCUUCGUCGCCGAUAAUCGACAGAAGGCGAUCUUUACCGUCGAUCCCAAAACUAAAUCGUCACAGAAGCUGAUUACUAGCGGCAUUGGAAACGUCUCCGCACUUGCUUUCGACUUUCUCGGCAAUAACCUCUACUGGGCGGACAGCGACAGAUCAACGGUCGAACUCUUCUCUCUCCAAACACGCCAUCGGGCUAUCGUUCAGCAUUAUCUCGGCCAAGACAUUCCGGUCGGUCUUGCGAUCGUUUCGGAGAUGGGAAAAAUGUUCAUUGCCCUGCGCUCUCAGCUCCCUUCGCCACACACCCACAUUGACCAACUGGACAUGACCGGUCGAGGGCCUCAUCUGCAUGUCAUUGAGGAACGACUCAGCGGCAACGGUUCGUUCAACUUCGUCGUUGAUCGCGAUCUGCGAUCGGUCUACUGGAACGACAUGGGCUACAGCAAGAUUGAGUUCUCCAGCUACGAAGGCGACACGCGGCACCUGUUCCGGGAAUAUCUGCGACUACCAGUCUCCAUUGCUCUCGUCGGCGACAGCAUCUUCUGGACGUGCUACCGAUCCAAGCGUCUCUACUGGUCCGAUAAGCACAACCUCGGCGUUACCAAGAAGAUCAACAUCGAUAAGCCACCCUAUGGAGCGUUUUCCGACGAAAUCGUACUGCUCGGAAGCCAAUCCUUACAGCGGUACGAUCACCCUUGCAUGAAGCAGAAUGGAGGCUGCUCACACAUCUGCGUGCCCGCUGGAAUGUACAGUACGGCAUGUGUCUGUCCGACGGGAAUGAUCUUCAGCACACCGAAGAAUACGACCUGCAUCGAUGCGAUCGAUUGUGAGUUCAAGUGCACCAGCGGCGAAUGUUUAACCAUCAGCAAGCGCUGCAAUGGCAACAAAGACUGCGCGGAUGGAUCGGACGAGAAGGGAUGCGACGAGCCGGGACAGGCGAAGCCGUUGCGUUGUCAAUACGACGAGUUCAUGUGUGCGGACAAGAGCAAGUGCAUCGAGCAGACGCGACGGUGCGAUGAACACGUGGACUGCGGCGAUGGGUCUGAUGAGCUGAAAUGCGAAGGGUACAAUCGAAGCAGCGCGUGUCAUGCACAUCAACAUGCCUGCCCGGAUGGGAUGUGUAUCGAUGCGAAUGCACUGUGCGAUAAAUUCCCGGACUGUUUGGAUGGGUCGGAUGAGGUAGGCUGCACGGAUUUGAAUAACGAGAAGAGCAAUGCAACGACUUGCGGUCCCAUGAUGUACCGAUGCAACACGGGACAGUGCAUACCAAGGUGGUGGGAGUGCGAUGGGAAUCCGGAUUGUACGGACGGGUCGGAUGAGCAUGAUAAAUGUCUGAAGAAGAGUGAAUGUCUGCCAGGUUUCACCAAGUGUGCGCUGGGGCAUUGUAUUGAAGAUCGGUUGGUUUGCGACGGGAACAACGACUGCGGAGAUAAUUCGGAUGAGAUGAAUUGUAAAGUUGAGCUGGAGCCUUGCGUCGGUCUGGAGGACGAGAAUCCGACUAAAUUUUUGUGUCACCGAUCCGGGAAGUGCUUGGACAUUGCGGUGCGUUGCAAUGGGACUGCGGAAUGUCCGGAAGGGGAAGACGAAGCGAGGUGCAGCAACUGUGGGUUGCACGAAUUUCAAUGCAAGAGUGGCAAAUGUAUUCGGAAGGAGUGGCGAUGUGACAAAGAGGUGGACUGCGACGACGGCAGCGAUGAAGUGGAUUGCGUCAAUGGAACGGCUCCAGAUGCAAUCGAAGUGCAUGUGGCCUGUGGAGAAGGAACGUUUGAAUGCAAGCCUGGAGUUUGCAUAGAGAUGAGUCAGGUUUGCAACGGAAAGAACGACUGCGAUGAUGGAAAGGAUGAAGGGAAGGGUUGCGAUGAAGCGUGCGCGAAGAGUCCAUGCGAGCACAAGUGUAUCAAAACGCCUACCGGAGCUAUCUGCGAAUGCCGCGAUGGGUUUACUUUAGCGGGGAACAGGAAAUCGUGCUUGGAUGUGGAUGAGUGUGCUGACGGUAAACCUUGCGCUCAGAGGUGUAGAAACACAUUCGGCUCUUACCGCUGCUCGUGCAAUCCUGGAUUCAUGCUCCGGUCUGACAAGAUCUCCUGCAAAGCGGUGGGUCCAAGUCGAUACGUUUUCUACACAUCAUACAACCAGAUCCGCAAAUUGGAGGUGAAUCCCCCUUCGAUCCGAAUUUUUAUUCAAGCCAACGAAUCCCGAAUCACUUCAAUGGAUGUCGAUAUACGCAGACAGAUGCUCUACUUUACCGACGAAUACAAUCCAGUGAUCUACGAACACGAUAUGGAACGCAACAGCACACACGUGCUGUAUAACGUUGGCCAUCCGGAGCAUCUGGCCGUGGAUUGGGUAACAGGAAAUCUCUAUUUCUACGAUCGAUCCGAACCUUCCAUCAAAGUAUGUUCAAUCGUACGUCAACGUUGCUCCCGUAUCAUAACCUUCACCUCGCAAGUCUUCGUAAAAGCCGUGGUCGUUGAUCCAGUGAAUCGGAUCCUGUUCUACUCCCUCAUGCAUUUUUGGAUUUUCGAAGUUCCACACUCGAUCAUCUACCGGGCGGACAUGACCGGCCAAAAUCAAGUGGUGAUCACCAAGGAUGUAUCGCACGUGACUUCCCUACAGGUGGACACGGAAAACCAGCUGCUCUACAUUGCCGACAUCAGCUCGCGAACAAUCAAGGCGCUAGACUACGAAGGCAAACAUCUGCGAACGAUCAUCGAGAAGCAAAACCUCGCCGUCAGCCGCCCGAUAGGAAUCACAAUAUUUGAGAACCAAGCCCUAAUCCUCAACAUGGCGUCAUCCACGGUAGGGCAAUGCAAGCUCUAUGGAAACUUUGAAUGCCGCCUGCUGGAGUUGAACGUUCACAAUUCGGACCAGCUGCUGAUCGUCCAGGAAUCGCGCCAACCCGAAGCAGAGAAUGUUUGCGAUACGAGCAAGAUCAACUGCAGUCAUGUGUGUGUACCCGGAGAGAACGGGACAGGAAUGUGCAUCUGUCAUAACGGCGAACACAUACGAGAAACCGACAUCUGCCCACAGAAUUCAGAUGUGAUGACUCCUAUGGUCAAAACGCAUCUUGGUGAGCCCGCGCCAAGCAAUCACGACUCAUCCGAACAGUCCUCAACAGCAUCGACAGUUGCCAACGUAUUCCUGGCACUGUUUAUCCUAGUCUUGAUCGGCGGAGCUGCCGGUUACAUCUACCGGCGUCGUUUCCAGCACAAGUUCGAUAUCGGAAUGCACUUUCACAACCCCGAACUGAGCACAGCCGAUGCGGCAGAAGUCAAAAUGUUUCAAAAAGUACCGCGGCUGCACCAGACCACCACGCACAACGAGCUAACGCUGGAGACGCCCCCUCACGGUCCGCCGGGCUCAGGGGAGGCAAGUUCCAGCGAGUCGCUCCGGCAGCACAACGUCACCAGCACCGCCCUGGAGCUGGAAAACAUGUCCGACGUGGACUCGAUGGCGGACGCGUAUGACUGCAGGGAUGACCCCCUGCAGCGGUUAAUAUUGUGAUUAAUGUGCGCCUUCUCUGGUUUUGGUUACUUUGUUGGUAGUAAGUAACCUUGAAACCUCUUAAUUGUAAUUGUUAGAUGUUAGAUGUUUAAAGGAAAACAUUAGUAAUUUGUAACAAAUAUAGCUGUCCAUUGUUGAAAAUCAA